This is a messenger RNA of Ylistrum balloti, 420 nucleotides long. Its product is annotated as nucleoside diphosphate kinase-like. The record is from RefSeq and is a predicted model, not a curated record. Gene Ontology annotation, molecular function: nucleoside diphosphate kinase activity. NCBI's taxonomy places the organism in Eukaryota, Metazoa, Mollusca, Bivalvia, Pectinida, Pectinidae. The coding region runs from base 1 to 420 and encodes 139 amino acids. The transcript has a single exon. Gene Ontology annotation, biological process: UTP biosynthetic process; GTP biosynthetic process; CTP biosynthetic process.
AUGAGUUAUGAAUUAGAGUUUGUUAUGCUUAAACCAGGUGUGCUUGAAAAAAGAAUAGUUGGACAGAUUGUGCAACGUUUCGAGCAGAGAGGUUUGGAACUGAAGGCAAUACGUGUAUGUAUGCUACGUCCCUUGCAGCUAGAAAGCUUAUAUAGAGAGCAUAAAGACAAGGUAUUCUAUAACUCCUUAGUACAAUACAUGGGCUCUUCAAAAGUUAUGCUUAUGGUAUGGGGUGGCUUGCAAGCUGUUGCUGUAACGAGGGCAUUGGUAGGAGCAACUGAUCCCCUACAAGCUACCCCGGGUUCUAUUCGAGGAGAUUUUGCACUAGGGAUGCCAGAAAAUAUUGUACACGCAUCAGACUCGGUGCAGAGUGCUACGCGCGAAAUAAAGCUAUUUUUCAAAGCUUCUGAGUUCUUAUAA